Malaclemys terrapin pileata is the source of this 1370-nucleotide messenger RNA. RefSeq names its product poly(rC) binding protein 3 (gene PCBP3). The transcript is spliced from 14 exons. Lineage: Eukaryota; Metazoa; Chordata; Testudines; Emydidae. Bases 155 to 1243 code for a protein of 362 amino acids. The record is from RefSeq and is a predicted model, not a curated record. Gene Ontology annotation, cellular component: nucleus; cytoplasm. Gene Ontology annotation, molecular function: mRNA binding. Gene Ontology annotation, biological process: regulation of gene expression; regulation of RNA metabolic process.
CAAACGUGAAAAGGGCGACCAUCUGUCUGAAACCCGCAUCAAACCAAAUCAUUUCUAAAGCAGCUGUUCUUCGGAGGUGAUUGUUUUAGGGCUGUCUUGUGCUUCCUUGGGGCCUUCCUGUUCCUUACCACACAUCUCCCGCACUCGGUAGGAAAUGGAAUCAAAAGUCUCGGAAGGUGGCCUGAAUGUUACUCUCACCAUCCGGCUGCUCAUGCAUGGAAAGGAAGUUGGAAGCAUUAUUGGGAAGAAAGGAGAGACCGUGAAAAAGAUGCGUGAGGAGAGUGGAGCAAGAAUCAACAUCUCUGAGGGAAACUGUCCGGAAAGAAUUGUGACCAUCACAGGCCCCACUGAUGCCAUCUUCAAGGCUUUUGCCAUGAUAGCUUACAAAUUUGAGGAGGACAUAAUCAACUCAAUGAGUAACAGCACUGCUACCAGUAAACCGCCAGUAACAUUGAGGUUGGUCGUGCCUGCUAGCCAGUGUGGGUCACUGAUUGGCAAAGGAGGCUCCAAGAUUAAGGAAAUCAGGGAGUCAACAGGUGCUCAGGUUCAAGUGGCGGGGGACAUGCUGCCCAACUCCACAGAGCGGGCAGUGACAAUUUCGGGAACCCCCGAUGCAAUUAUCCAGUGUGUCAAACAGAUCUGUGUGGUGAUGCUGGAGUCCCCACCGAAAGGUGCCACCAUUCCCUAUCGCCCAAAGCCCGCCUCCACCCCUGUCAUUUUUGCAGGUGGUCAGGUAAGAGCCGACCCGCUUGCGGCCUCCACUGCCAACCUCAGCCUUUUACUGCAGCACCAGCCGCUGCCUGCCUAUACAAUUCAGGGACAAUAUGCAAUUCCACACCCGGAUCAGUUGACCAAGCUCCACCAGUUGGCUAUGCAGCAAACCCCCUUUACUCCCCUUGGACAGACCACCCCCGCUUUCCCUGGAGAAAAGCUGCCCUUACAUUCCUCCGAAGAAGCUCAAAAUCUGAUGGGCCAAUCAUCAGGUUUGGAUGCCAGUCCCCCGGCCAGUACUCAUGAACUCACCAUUCCCAAUGAUCUAAUAGGCUGCAUAAUCGGACGCCAAGGGACCAAAAUCAAUGAAAUUCGACAGAUGUCUGGAGCGCAGAUCAAAAUCGCCAAUGCCACAGAAGGCUCAUCGGAACGUCAAAUUACCAUCACAGGAACCCCAGCUAACAUCAGCCUUGCCCAGUACCUCAUCAACGCCAGGCUGACGUCUGAGGUCACUGGAAUGGGCGCACUCUAAUUUCUACCCAUCAUCCUUCAUUCUGCAUCACCUGACCCUCUCGAGCCAAUGACACUUCACCUGGCUUGUACAAUCUGUAUUUUUACUGCCUUCCCAUUUACCUCCAUAGAUACUUUUUCUUUACUAA